AUGACGAGAAAUGAUCGCUUUUCAACUAUGGGGGAUUGUCUUAUGAGGUACCAGAAAACAGGAGAGUUCAGUGACCUCCUACCCGUCUGCGAAGGACACAGGUUUAAGGUUCACAAAGUCAUCAUAUGCUCUCAAGUUGAACCCAUCCACGCUGCCUGCACUCAAGAUUUCAAAGAGGCUCAUACCAGAAUUUACGAGUUCGAAGAAGAAUCUCAUAUCGUCGUCCGCAAAGUGAUAUCUUACCUCUACACCCGGUUCUAUGAUGUAUCGCAGGAGCACCUGGGAGAGGGAGAUGAUAACGUCGGCCCGGGAUUUUCAGAUCUCGAGCUCCAUGCUUAA
This is a messenger RNA of Penicillium malachiteum, 339 nucleotides long. RefSeq names its product BTB/POZ domain-containing protein. NCBI's taxonomy places the organism in Eukaryota, Fungi, Ascomycota, Eurotiomycetes, Eurotiales, Aspergillaceae. Gene Ontology annotation, molecular function: protein binding. The record is from RefSeq and is a predicted model, not a curated record. Bases 1 to 339 code for a protein of 112 amino acids. The transcript has 3 exons.